Messenger RNA from Blepharisma stoltei, 1261 nucleotides. Lineage: Eukaryota; Ciliophora; Heterotrichea; Heterotrichida; Blepharismidae. The record is from the annotation of a GenBank genome assembly.
AUGCAGCAAGUCCAAAGAACUCGAAGACACGGCAUACUUGACCUAAAUCAAGACUUGUUCAAAAAGCUUUGACAUGCUGAUAUUAAAACCAGCGAAACAGAGCAUUCACCUGAUUUGGAGUCUUACCAGUCAAAUGAUGAUUCUGCUCACAAAAGUAGAAGACUUUCUUAUAAAGAUAAAAUAAGAGUUGCUCAAACAGCUGAGGAAAAAUUAUUUUUGAAAAAGGCACUUGAUUUUCUUUCCAAUAUAAGAACAGGUCAAGAACUGGUUCAGCAAAAUGAGCUCAAUAAGAUGGUUAGAUUAUUUAAAGUUAGGCGGUAACUAUAUUGGUGGCGCAGUCACCAAAGACCUCCUGUACGGGACGUUCUACUGCUUUUCGACUCCAGCCCAGAGAGGGUCUAUCACUCAUAUGAGUGCCACAUUCGGUCCUUCUGUCUCCUCCUUACCUAGAGUCUAAGAUCUUGAGUGGGUGGCUUAUGGAUAUCUGCGGCACUGCGGUAGACGAUUGGAGUAGCUUGACUCCAAAUAUCAACUCCUUGAAUUCUGUAAGGUGUCAAAGUACCUUCCUUCAAACUCUUGCGUCAAGAGGACUGGCUGGCACGUGCCACCAUUUUAAUAUAUAUAUGAACUCAAUAGGAAUAGGGCAAAAUUAAGAAUCCAAAGAAAAUCAUACAGAAAAUUUUUAAAUGACUAUUCUCCCGAUAAGUAUCCAUCUGUCGAUUUGUCUGAUGCACCCAUGUGUAUGCCGCCAUCACAAAUGACCGAUGCGCUGAAUUAUGAAUUUCAGAUAAAAAAUCCCCAACUCGGCGCAGGUCUAACUUUAAGCAAAAUCGUGAACUUGCAGUACAACCUGAUUCAAGUGCUUUGCAAAGAUCUGGACAUUGAUGUAUGAACACUUGCAAUGGCUUUCCGUUAUUUUCACCGUCUGCUUUGCGUUGGAGUAGUGACCCGACAAAAUAGGAAACUCGUCGCAUACACUUGUGUUGUUUUAGCCUACAAAUUUAACGAAGAAAUUCACCUCAAUCUUUCCAAGCUCAGACUUCAAGUAUUAGUUCGUGCUAUGUGCGAUUUAGAUAAAAAAAAUAACUUAAAGCCAAGCGAUAUAUUUGAGUAUGAAUUUGAGGCUUAUCGAAAGCUUCGGUUUAACUUAAAUUGUGACGCUAGUGAAUUUGAAGAAUAUUUUUAUAAAAUAUUAGAAAAACUCGAAAUCGACCCAGAAAAAUAUCUUGGAGAUGAGAAUAAAUGAAACGAUGUAAAUUAA